CUCUGCCAUUCUUUUUCCCUCCCUCCACAUCAUUUUACUGUUACUUUCUUUCUACAUCCCUCUCUUUUUCUUAAACCCGGUCUAUACACCAAAUGAGCGAGCUAAAGCCAUACGAAGAGACAAUCAAGCGGAUAUGUUCCUUGCUGCAGAGCGAGCCGACGCCCGAUGUUAUCCAGGGGCUGCGCGAUUCGUUUGACCUUUUGAACCGGCAGCUAAAGGCAGGCCCGUUCCUCGAGGUGUUUGAGGCGACGCUGAGCAACAUCCCGUUCUCUGCGCUAUUCUCGCUGCUCGCAGCGCCAGACAAUAGGCUGAUCGUGAUCGUGUCGGAGCUCACGGGCCAGCUGCUCAGGCCAGUGACAUGGUCGAUGGUUCACCAGACGUUCGAGGAGUACAUUAUCCAGGGACUCGACCACCCGCACCCCGACGUCAAGUGCUUGGUGCUGAAUCAGUUCCUCAAGUGCGACCUGUCCACCGAUCCAUUUUCGCCGUCAUAUGGCCCGCAUAUCUGGAAGUGUCUGGCAGGAAAGCAGGACAGCGAGUCGAUCAAGCUGACCAAGCGAGUACUGGCGCAUUUGUGCCGGUGUCCCCAGGGAAUGGACUAUCUAUUCACAGAUGAGAGCAUGAAGGGGGUCAGGAAGCUGCUUGCAGGCAAGGAGGAGGAGCGGUUUCGCACAUACGACGUGAUCGUAGCGGCAGUGGGCGGCAGCGACAGCGCGUUCGAGUUCUUUAAGCAGGAAGGCAUCGUCGAUAUGUUUAUGAACGAGGGUAGAUCAAAGGACAUCCUCGUUAUCAUGAACUUUUACGAACAGCUGCCGGAUAUCUGUGCCACCACAGCGCCGUUCGAGUACAUGGACGAGCAGGGGGUAUUCCAGAAGGCGCUGGAGAACCUAAGCGAUACAACAGAUGAGGGUGUAACAGGGUCGUUGCUGCGCACAGCGAGCUUGAAGUUGUUUGCACGCAUGGUUGAUGCCAAGGGCUUGGAUCCGCAGCAGUUCCUGGAGAAGUACCCAGUUGCGACAGUGAUCAGGGAGAUCAUCGAGGAGCACUCGCAUAGUCGGUACGACUCGACAGUGACCGCCAUCAACUGCCUGGGCGCAAUCGGCAACAACCCAGCGGCACUCGAGUACCUAGCCAAGGAGGACAAGGCCCUGGCAGCGCUGGCAUCUCUCUACAACUCGUCGACUGGCGAUCUGCGCAUCGAGUGCCUGAAGACGAUUGCGUGCAUUUUCGGCCACUCGCAGGCGCCCACCGAGACAGCAUCGCAGGCGUGCUUUGACCUGUACAUGCGCCUGUGCGACGGCAAAUUCCUGUCAAGUCUGGUCAAGGAGAUCAUGAAGGGGUUCGAGGAGUCGUGCAUUGCGGCGUUUGCUGUGAUCCAAAAGAUGGCUUCCCAUGCGUGGGGCGUGCGGGAGAUCGCCAGCGUGCAGAACAUUUUGGGCUUCCUGCUGACCCGCGACCCGUCACGCGGCAAGACUGUGCAGCAGUGGCAGUACUCGGCCAUUGAGUCGCUGGCAGCGGCGACGGAGGCCAAGGCGUCGUUUGAUGAGGAGACCUACAAGCGUCUGCAAAAGUACGUCAACAACGGGCCGUUCUAUGUGGAGUCAGUGCCCAGGGUCGCCAUGGCCACGUCGUAAUUCCUGUGCGGGCUUGGCUUUGGUGCAUCAGAUUUGUUUAGCAGAUCAGAUCAUAAAUACAAAAAAUAUUCACUUU
Molecule: messenger RNA, 1710 nt
Organism: Linderina pennispora
Lineage: Eukaryota; Fungi; Kickxellomycota; Kickxellomycetes; Kickxellales; Kickxellaceae
Exons: 3
Coding region: 93-1634 (513 amino acids)
Biological process (GO): proteasome assembly
Cellular component (GO): cytosol
Source: RefSeq, a predicted model, not a curated record